Melanotaenia boesemani (Boeseman's rainbowfish) is the source of this 3547-nucleotide messenger RNA. RefSeq names its product CCCTC-binding factor (zinc finger protein) (gene ctcf). Gene Ontology annotation, biological process: regulation of transcription by RNA polymerase II. The transcript has 16 exons. Gene Ontology annotation, molecular function: DNA-binding transcription factor activity, RNA polymerase II-specific; RNA polymerase II transcription regulatory region sequence-specific DNA binding. Gene Ontology annotation, cellular component: nucleus. Lineage: Eukaryota; Metazoa; Chordata; Actinopteri; Atheriniformes; Melanotaeniidae. The record is from RefSeq and is a predicted model, not a curated record. Bases 175 to 2637 code for a protein of 820 amino acids.
GCUCUCAACUGCCAUUUUGUGGCAGAAGCUAUUCUACUAAAGCGGGAGAGGGAUUAAAACAAACUGAGAAGAAGCCAGCAGUUUUACCCGCCGAUCAAACUUUGUAGCUCACACUUUGUGCUUUCAUUCGAGAUUACCAGGAGGAGAAACGCACUAAAAGAGUUCCUACCCAGCAUGGAUGGAGGGUCAGCAGAAGGUGUGGUGGAUGUCCCUGCCAAAGACUUCCCGUCCAUCCAGGCCGUCCAUAGCCAGGACGCCAUCGUGGCUGAUCUUCUCCAGCAGGCUGCAGAGGCCGGGGGGGUAGUUCAGGGACAGACUGGAGUCAUUCUGGAUCAAGGUCACGGAGAAGGACUAGUGUCAGCUGGUCAGUCUCAGCAGCAGCUGAUGGAAGGAGGAGCUGGAGUGGAAAUGAUGGUUAUGGACUCUCUGGAUCCCACCCUGUUACAGAUGAAAACCGAGGUGAUAGAUGCUGCUGUUGGGGGGUCUGCUGCUGCAGCAGGUGUGGUAGGAGGUGCUGCUCACCAGGCUACCGUAACAACAGUGGACCAAACUCAGAUCAUCACCCUACAGGUGGUGAACAUGGAGGAGCAGGCAGCUUUGGGCCUGGGGGAGCUCCAGCUGGUCCAGGUUCCUGUUUCUGCCACCACGGUGGAGGCCCUGCAGCAAGGCACCUUCGUGGACACCACAGCAAUGCCGAAGGAUGGCGACCCUGUGAUCUGCCACACUCUGCCUCUACCUGAGGGCUUUCAGGUGGUGAAGGUUGGUGCCAAUGGGGAAGUAGAGACUGUGGAGCAGGAGGAGGGAGCUGAAGUUCAUCCUGAAGAGGAUGAGGAAGAGGAGGAGGUGGGGAACCAGCUGCUGGAAGGAGAUGAUGAGCCUGUUCAGCCUCAGAAUGAUGAUCCAAACUGGGCCAAAGACCCUGACUAUCAGCCUCCAUCUGGAGGUGUGAAGAAGACCAAAAAGGGUAAAAAGAGUCGUCUGCGUUACGCUGAAGGCGAUAAAGACAUGGACGUUAGCGUUUACGACUUUGAAGAAGAACAGCAGGAAGGUCUUCUGUCUGAAGUCAAUGCCGAGAAGGUCGUCGGCAACAUGAAACCACCCAAACCAACUAAGAUCAAAAAGAAAGGAGUGAAGAAGACAUUUCAGUGUGAGUUGUGCAGCUAUACCUGUCCUCGACGCUCCAACCUGGACAGGCACAUGAAGAGCCACACUGAUGAGAGGCCACACAAAUGUCACCUGUGUGGAAGAGCCUUCAGGACGGUCACCCUGCUGAGAAACCACCUGAACACACACACAGGAACUCGACCUCACAAGUGCACAGACUGCGACAUGGCUUUUGUGACCAGCGGAGAGCUCGUUCGUCAUCGUCGCUACAAACACACACACGAGAAACCCUUCAAAUGCUCCAUGUGUGACUACGCCAGUGUGGAGGUGAGCAAACUGAAGCGGCACAUUCGUUCUCACACUGGGGAGCGUCCGUUCCAGUGCAGCCUCUGCAGCUACGCCAGCAGAGACACUUACAAGCUGAAGAGACACAUGAGGACACAUUCAGGAGAGAAACCGUACGAGUGCUACAUCUGCCACGCCCGCUUCACCCAGAGUGGAACCAUGAAGAUGCACAUUCUGCAGAAACACACGGAGAAUGUGGCCAAAUUCCACUGUCCACACUGUGAUACGGUCAUCGCACGCAAGAGUGACCUGGGCGUCCAUCUUCGUAAGCAGCACUCGUUUAUCGAGACUGGAAAGAAGUGUCGUUACUGCGACGCUGUUUUCCACGAGCGCUACGCUCUGAUCCAGCAUCAGAAGUCCCACAAGAACGAGAAGAGAUUCAAGUGUGAUAUGUGUGACUACUGCUGCCGCCAGGAACGCCACAUGGUGAUGCACCGUCGGACCCACACCGGAGAGAAGCCGUACGCCUGCAGCCAGUGUGAGAAGACCUUCAGACAGAAGCAGCUCCUGGACAUGCACUUCAAACGCUACCAUGACCCAAACUUUGUUCCCACCGCAUUUGUUUGUCCCAAAUGUAGCAAGACCUUCACUCGCAGGAAUACCAUGGCUCGCCACGCUGAGAACUGUAAUGGAGAGGUGGACGACACUGAGAACGGGGCUCCUACCCCAAAGAAAGGGAGGAGAGGAAGAAAGAGGAAGAUGAGGAGCAGGAGAGAUGAGGAUGACAGUGAGGAAGAUCACCUCGAACAGGACGAGGAUGAGGAUGAGGGCGAUGUGGAGGAAGAAGCUUCACUGCUACAGGAAGAGGAGGAACCAGAAAGCAUGGAACUUGACCAAGCCCCUGCUGCCAUCCCGGUUCCAGCCCCUGAUGAGCCACCUGUCAAGAGGAAACGAGGCCGACCCCCAAAGAACCCCCCUAAACCUCCAACUCCCAGCAAGUCUGUUGUAGCGCCUGCUAGGAUGUCGACUUCUGCUGCUGCCAUCAUUCAGGUAGAGGAUGAGAGCACCGGAGCGGUGGAGAACAUCAUCGUGAAGAAGGAGGAAGGCGACGCGUCCGGCGCGGCCCUGACAGUGGAGGGGGUGGGGCUAGAGGCGGAGACUGUUGAGCUGGCGGUGAAUGAGGCGGCUGCAGUGGCGGCUAAUGGAGACCUGACACCAGAGAUGAUCCUGAGCAUGAUGGACCGGUGAACGGUGCUGCAUGCUAACACUUCAGACAUUUUCUUCACCUGUUUACUGAUGUCUGCACACACACCAAAACACACACGUACAUUUCAGCUCAGACUGCUGCUCCUCGCUAAUCUGCUUUUUUAUUAAUCUGACUGUAAUUUUUACUUCUUGUCUGCACACGCUAACACAUCUGCUGUUUGUCUGAUGGAAGAAUGAAAUCUGAUUGGUGGGAUUUAGUUCUGUAGUUUAGGUUUGGAUCAUUCCAGUUGUGUACGUUUAUAUGAAAUCAUGACCGUAGGUUAAUCAUCUCACCUGAAGACAGCUGAUGGUCCCACCUGUCUCUCAUUUAUAAGAUGGUUUCAUGUAACCAUGUUUGUCCUGUCAGUGAUGAUUUUAAUGUACAGAAAUUACUCAUUAUGAGACAUUUAAGAGAUGUAUGAGUCUUCUUUCCUUCAGUGAACAUGUUUGUGCUGAAGGAACUCCUGAAUGUGGAGCGAGCUGACCCAUUUCCUGUUUGACUCAUGUUUUCUGCUCAUGUUUCCACCGUUGGUUGAUGUCAGACAGCUUUUAAACUUCCUGCUGAUGUUCAGCCUCCUGAAAACAUGAAGAAACUUUGAUUUUUACCACUUUGAAGCAGCUUUAAGUUUCCACAAGCUGCUGUCGGCCUGUUGAUGAUCUGUCAACUGUCUGAGCUACAAUCUGAGCUGAUCAUGCUAACAUUCCUCUGCUUCAUCACGAAGUCGGUUGAAGGUGUUUUUCUCAGCUGCAUGGUGUGUUUGUGUGUUUUUAUCACCAGUUUCUGUAAAACAUACCAGGUGUCUGCAGCAUCCUUUCAUCAUGUUGUCAUGGAGACGCCUGUCAGUCUGAAGCAGAGGAAACUUUCUGAAAAUAAAAAACUGUACAGCUCCAAAUAAAAUCACAUUGGCUCAGA